UCUUUUUGCCCUCCUUACUCUCUCCCUCUCUCAUUUGCUCUCACACACACACAUGCACACUUUUUUUGGAGGGGAAAAUGAAUUCUUGGGGGAGUGGGUAUAAAGGGUCUUGCAUGUCUCUGGACCUCAGAGUUGGUAGUAGUCACCAGGGCUUUUUCGGACAGAGCGGCAGGGAAGUCUCGGGCUAGAGAGCAAGACAGGGAGAGAUGUACCGACUACUCGCGGCAUGGCUGUGUGUUUGUGCAGCUGUCUCGGUGACAGAGGCCAAGCCACACCGGAGGAAAGGAGCACAGCCAAAACAAGGCAAGGAUGCACGACUCGAUGAACCAGAGUAUGAUGGACCUUUCCUACCUGAGCGUGGUAGCCAGUGCCUGGUGAAUGGAAUCUCUCUGUUUGAGGGUGCGGUGUGGUCACCAGAGCCGUGUAACGUGUGCCAGUGCCGCAGUGGUGCCGUGAGCUGCCGCGCCGUGCCUUGCCCCAAAGCAGCAAAAGAUGGUCAACGACCAGGGCCGCAGGGAGAAAAGAAGUCGGGCCCACGUUCAGAGAACAAUGUGGAGGCCCCGCCAAAGAAGAAGGAGAAGGAGAAGGAGAAGGAGAAGGAGAAGGAGAAGGAGAAAGAGAAGGCCCCUCAGCGGCCGGCCGCCAAGAGCAAGAAGGACAACAGAAAAGCAGUGCCUGAAGCCCCACCCAAAAGAAAGGAGACAGCAGUGGCCCCUGUCAAAGUUGUGGAGAAACCGCCCCCGAAGAGGAAGGCCGUGGUGGUGCCGGUGCCCGUUACACCAGAAGCGGCGGACAGAGUCAGGAGGCCCCCGGUGCGGGGCACAGAGGGUAACACAGGUGCAAAGCUAGCCCUGAGUCCGCCUGCCAACACAAAUACGCAGCAUGCGCAGAGACAGCCCUUUCAUGAUCAUGAUGAUGAUGAUGAUGACGAUGAUGAUUACUACGACUACGCAGAUGACGAUGACGACGACGAUGAUGACAGCUCAAGGAUGCGGCCUGCCGCCCUCCCGCUGGACCCACCGGCGGCAGCGGCGCUGCCCCCCAACGCCAGGGUACCUGUGGUGCCAUUCUCAUCACGGAGACCAGCUGCCCCGCCUACCCGCCGCCCCGUGGCCACGCCCGCCGGCAGACCAGUGGUGACGUUCAACAGCCGUCCCUCGGUCCCUCAUGCCCAGAGGAACAACUACAUGGAGUCGCUGCCCUCUGGAUGCCUGCUGUCAGACACCCUCAUCGCCUGUGGCAGCACGGGCAUGAGCCACCUGCCCGUCAUCACAGACCUGGGGGUCAGAGCCCUCUACCUGGCAGAUAACAAAAUCAGCAAGAUUCCCCCAAGGGCACUGGCUGGACUCCCUAACCUGGAGUGGUUGGACUUGAGUAAGAACAAGCUGGAUGACUCCUCUUUCAGUCCUCUUUUUUUCCAGAAUCUGACAAGGUUGAGGAGGCUGAAUCUGGAUGGGAAUAACCUUACAAAGGUGCCUGCACUGCCCUCCUCUCUCGUGGAGCUCAAGAUUAAUGACAACAGCCUAAGUGCUCUCACUCCCAACACCUUCAAGGGGCUGUUCAAGCUGCUCACCCUGGAGCUGGAGGACAAUCACUUCCAUGACGGGAACGUCUCCCCGCUGACCUUCCGACCCCUGAGGAAGCUCAUCUACCUGAGGCUGGAUGACAACAGGUUCAGAGGCAUCCCAUCCGGACUGCCCACUUCACUACAGGAGCUACACUUGUCAGAUAACCGGAUAGAGGUGGUGCAGUCUGGAGUUCUCAACAAGACUAUCAACCUCCGAAUUCUGAACCUCAGCCACAACAAAAUUCGGGAGGAUCGAAUCUCUCCACGAGCAUGGAUUCACCUUUCGAAACUGGACACCCUGGACCUAUCCCAUAAUAAGCUGGUGCACGUGCCGUCCUUCCUGCCGUCGGCGCUGCGCCAGCUCACGCUGCACCACAACCACAUCGAGCGCAUACCGGGCUACGUCUUCGGCCACAUGCGGCCGGGCCUGGACUCGCUGCACCUGUCCUACAACCGGCUGCGCGAGGACGGCGUGGACGAGGUGUCCUUCCUGGGCCUGUACGGCUCGCUCACCGAGCUGCUGCUCGACCACAACCGGCUGGGCUCCGUGCCCAGGGGCAUCCUGCAGCUCAAGGCCCUGCAGCAGCUACGCCUCAACAACAACUUCAUCAGUGACGUCGCUGUGAACUCCAUCUGUGACAUGCGUGCCGUUGAGGACUCCCCCCUGCUGUCUGUGCACCUGGAGAACAACCUGAUCGACCGCCGCCUCAUCCCCCCCACCGCCUUCUCCUGCAUCAAGAACUACCAGAGCGUCAUCCUGCGCCCCCAGAACUAUGAAGAUAUCUACGAGUAGCCUUCAUGCUCGUUAAGGCAUGAUCAUGAAGCACAUAAACACGCAAUCUCUCUCUCUCUCGCUGUCUCUCUCUCUUUCCUUCACUCGCUCUCUCUCUCUCGCUCUCUCUCUCUCUU
Messenger RNA from Engraulis encrasicolus (European anchovy), 2476 nucleotides. RefSeq lists its product as uncharacterized. The transcript has 10 exons. Gene Ontology annotation, biological process: extracellular matrix organization; positive regulation of cell-substrate adhesion. Gene Ontology annotation, cellular component: extracellular matrix. NCBI's taxonomy places the organism in Eukaryota, Metazoa, Chordata, Actinopteri, Clupeiformes, Engraulidae. The coding region runs from base 207 to 2360 and encodes 717 amino acids. The record is from RefSeq and is a predicted model, not a curated record. Gene Ontology annotation, molecular function: heparin binding; protein binding; collagen V binding.